Messenger RNA from Eruca vesicaria subsp. sativa (arugula), 756 nucleotides. Lineage: Eukaryota; Viridiplantae; Streptophyta; Magnoliopsida; Brassicales; Brassicaceae. The record is from the annotation of a GenBank genome assembly.
AUGGCUAAAGAUGAUGCUCGGAUCCAAGUAGCACUCAAAGAAGCUGAAAGUGCAAAAAGGGCAACACGCAAUGAGAUGUCUAAGCGUGAAGAAGCUGAAAAAUGGGCUAAAGAAUCUGAAAAUGGGUAUCUCAAUGAGUUGAAGCGUAGGAAAGAAACAGAGAAGGCACUGAAAGAAUCUAAAGAACAAUUUGAAAAGAUGAGAUCAGAGUCCGAGACACGAAUUGCCGAAUCUAAUAUGGUGAUUAGAGAGCUCCAAUGCAAUUAUAGCUUAUUAAUGGAAGAGUUGAGAAGACGUAGAGAUGAAAAUGAAGAGUUGAUGAUAGAGCUUAGCAAAGUAUCAAAGCUGAAGAGUAAGCUUGAGGGAGAGGAAAUGUCUUCCUCUAAGGACCCUGAACUGCCUCAGUACUUCAUAUGUCCCAUUACACAGGUAGAGAUCAAUGAAAACUAUACAAUAAAAAAUGUUAUUAAUCAUAAGAGAACCAUCUUAUCUUUGCAGGAUGUGAUGGAGGAUCCACAGGUAGCAGCAGACGGUUUUACAUAUGAAAGAGAGGCUAUAUGUUGUUGGUUAGAUAGUGGACACGAGACUUCUCCAAUGACAAACAAAAGGCUACCUCACACAAGCUUGGUUCCAAAUCUUUCUCUUCGGUCUGCUAUUCAAGAAUGGCUUCAAGAUUCAAGCUCCUGGAUCAUUGAACCAGAUCCCCUCCUUUGUAAAAAGAUUAAUCAAAAGCAGCUUGAAGCCCUUAGUGACUAA